Messenger RNA from Penicillium pulvis, 1653 nucleotides. RefSeq lists its product as uncharacterized. The coding region runs from base 1 to 1653 and encodes 550 amino acids. The transcript is spliced from 3 exons. Gene Ontology annotation, biological process: transmembrane transport. Lineage: Eukaryota; Fungi; Ascomycota; Eurotiomycetes; Eurotiales; Aspergillaceae. Gene Ontology annotation, molecular function: transmembrane transporter activity. The record is from RefSeq and is a predicted model, not a curated record. Gene Ontology annotation, cellular component: membrane.
AUGGCGGAUAUCACUACCGCCAGCCCAGAUGGGCUUCAUGAACUACGGAAUCGUCAUGGCCGACAGGUUGAGAUUGUGGGGCCGGAUGGACAACACAGGAAAAUCGAUGUCGCUGAUCUUACUGAAGCCGACAAUGACCUCGCAGUCAGGUUUGGUUACAACCCUGUGUUCAAACGUGAGUUUGGAUACUUGGCAACCUUCUCCUUUGCAGUUAGUAUCAGUGGUGUGUUCGCGACCAUCAUGACCACCCUGUCAUACCCGUUGGAGGCGGGUGGCAGCAGUGCGGUGGUGUGGUGUUGGGCCAUUUCUGGUUUUGGCUGCAUGUGUAUCGCGUGCUCUGUGGCUGAAUUGGUUUCUGCUUACCCGACUGCUGGUGGUUUAUACUUCACUAUCUCUCGCAUGGCGCCCAGUAAAUGGGUUCCCUCGAUCAGUUGGGUCACCGGCUGGCUCAAUCUUAUUGGCCAAGUCGCCGGUGUGGCUUCAUCUGAAUACGGUGCUGCUCAGAUGCUUCUCGCCGCGGUUUCGAUGAGCCGGAACUUCAAUUACACCAUUACCACUGACACAACCGUUGGUGUCAUGGCUGCUUUGACGGUCUCUACUGGUGUGGUCAACUCCUUGUCGACCUACUGGAUGGAGAAAAUGACCAAGUGGUACGUGAUCUUCCACAUUGCGGUGCUGGUGGCAUGUGCCAUCGCUCUGUUGGUUCUCACAAAAGACAAGCAUGACGCAAGCUAUGUGUUCACUCAUGUUGAAUCAACAACUGGUUGGACCCCCAUCGGUUUCAGCUGGCUCUUUGGUUUCUUGUCUGUCAGCUGGACUAUGACCGAUUACGAUGCAACUGCCCACAUCACGGAGGAGAUGAGCGAGCCCGAGAAGAAGGCGCCCUGGGCUAUUUCUUUGGCGAUGCUCUUCACUUACAUUGCUGGUUUCCUCUUCAACAUCGUCCUUUGCUUCUGCAUGGGCGACGCAACUGCCAUUCUUAGCUCCCCAAUGCAGCAACCCGUGGCCCAAAUCUUUUACAACAGUCUUGGUAAGGGUGGUGGUAUGUUCUUUACCAUUGCGGCUCUUCUUAUCAUCAAGUUCGUUACCUUCACUGCUAUGCAGUCUCUCGGGCGUACUGUCUUCGCCUUCUCCCGUGACCGCAUGUUGCCUUUCUCCAACAUUUGGAUCAAGGUCACUCCCUGGACCGGUACUCCUUUGUAUGCCGUCUGGAUCUCCGUGUUCUUCUGUAUUGCGAUCAACCUGAUUGCAUUGGGAUCUUACAUUGCCAUUAGUGGUAUUUUCACCCUCUGUGCCAUUGCUCUGGACUGGAGUUACUGCAUUCCGAUUCUCUGCAAGCUGAUGUUUGGCAACUUCGAGCCCGGACCAUGGCACAUGGGAGCUCUGAGCCCUUGGGUGAACGCCUGGGCCUGUUUGUGGACGCUCUUUGUUAGCAUCAUUUUCGUCCUACCUACCGCUAUGCCCGUCCUACCGGACAACAUGAACUACGCCUGUGUUUACUUGGCCGCCGUUCUGCUCUUCUCUCUGGUGUACUGGUUCAUCCGUGGAAAGGCUGUUUACACCGGUCCAAUCACCGAGGCUAUUGCUGACGAUAUGUCCGAAGAGGAAGUUGUCAUCAACGACAAGAAGAAGGACCAUGGUCCAUCCGUCUAA